CAUUUUUAUAUCGCUACAUACAUAUAUCUCGUAAUGAAUAUAAUAAAAACAGAAAAAACUUAGUAGGAAAAUAUUUGAGGGUUAGACAGUAUAGGACAAUUAAUACAGUAGUGAUAUAACUUAAUUGUAUCGUUGGAACUGUCGGAUUUUCACGAUAGAAGUUGCAUGCGAGGUAUCUAUUUUCUGUUGAAAUUGCAAGAGUGAUAAACAAAGUAUUAUCGGAACGCUAUAAAAAGUGUUAGUGAUUGCAUAUAUUUGAAAAAAACUACAAUUUUCGUAAUAAUUUUCAUAUAAUAUAAAUGGAUCAUCAUGGUGAGCUAUAAAUAGAAGUUGCUCGGUGAUGUCAAGUGAAAGGGUGGGGUCGUAACGGUUAUUGGUCGAUGUUAAAAGGGAUUCGAAACGUGAUUGGUUGAUUGUGCAACCAUUCUGGGUGGGACAUGCGCAGAAGUAUUGCGCAGGAAGAGAUUCGCCAGUUGACCAUCGAGUGAUCGCCGUUGACUGAAGAGUUCACCUCUUACAUUGAUAGUUUCGCUAUUUGUAGCUUCUUUUACAUAAUUGAAGUAUUUAUAGAUAUUUCUUAUUGAAGAAUGCAAAAUAACGAAAUAAUUAAAAUAGUAAAAGAUUCUGUACAAAAAUCCUUUCGAUUCUCAUUUCCGUUUUGUGAGGGCAGAUUCUUUGUAUAGUUGAAUGAUAAGGGCAAUGAGAAUUACGAAGCAUUUCAAGAAUUUCUUGUUAACGAACAAUUGUCCGUGAAAGUAUAUUUUAGGCUUAGAUUUACGACAUGAUCCUUUGUUUGUACUUCAAUAUGCGUUAAAUCGUCAAGAAUAACAUCAAAAUGCCACGUAUAGAUCCUCUAUCUUUAUUGAAAUGUCUUAGCGUUUUAUUGGGGCCAACUGGAGGUAUUAAAAGUAAAGAAGAAGUUCAUCGAUUGACUAAUUUAAUGACAAAGUUUUCAAAGAAACUUGUUUCAAAAUGCAUUUACAUACAAAUAUUAAAAACUACAAAUACUGAUUUACUUAGCCAAUUUAUGGGUGCUGGAGGAUGGAAUCUCGUUCAUAUGUGGCUCACUGAUGGCAUUCUUGCAAAAAAUUGGGCUCUGAUUCAAGAACUGCUUGAGCUUCUCUUGUUAUGUCCAGUAGAUAUUGAACGAUUAAAGAGCAACAAUUGUCCAAAAUUGAUAAAAGGUUUAUCAAAGGAAGGUAGUCAUCAAGGUGUUAGAGUGUUGGCUAGUCGAUUAGUUGAGCAGUGGUUAAAAAUAGUGAAAGGAGAAGCUGCACCGAAUUCUGUACCAGCACAAAUCAUGACGAUUCCGGUACAAACAACUGGGGCUUUGGGACAAAGUUUAGUUCCUCAGUCGACACAACCACAGCAACAACAGUAUUCCAUUCAUUGUGGUAUUCAACAAGUUACUGAUGGUGCAGAAAAUGCAACGGUUCAGGUGCAAGAUCUACAAUUUAUUCCAAACUCUACAUCAACUGUUGCUGUAUCUCAUGUUCAGCAGCAACAACAAUCGCAAGAACAACAACAUCAGUUGCAAGAGAGGACAACCGUACAAUCCUUACAGUUGCAAGUUGUUAGCAAACCACAACAGGUGCAAAUACAACAACAAUUGUCAACACAGCAAUCAAAAAAGCCUGCUUUUGUUGUGGUAUCCACGUCUUCUCAGUCUCCAGUUCCUGUGUAUAAAAUUACAAUUCGUGAAGGCAAACAAAUUCUUACGAAAGUGGAGACAGAUGCUGCAAAUAUUAAUAGUGUUUUAAAUGCAAACAGUACAAAAGUAGAAGUUAAUGGAGAUGUUGUGGAUGAUACACCUCCUGUGAAAGAAAAUUCUGAGGAGGAAGUAGCAUCUACGGAACUUAGUGAUGGUGUAGUCAGUGGACAAGAUUGUGAAGCAGAUGUACAAUCUGAAAAAUUAGACCAAGUUUCAAGUGAAGUGAAACAAACUGUAGUAGAUUCCACGGACGAUCUCGACGUGGACAUUGUUAAGAGUAGGGACAAUAAAGACAUUAAAGACAUUAAAGACAAUGGUAGUAGUGAAAGUAGUAAGUCUAGUAAUAAAGAAAAUCGGGACUCUACUAAAAAAGAUGAAAAAAAAUCUAGUAGUUCAGAUAAAAAAAAUCAUCAUAGUUCGUCUUCAUCUUCUAAAAGUUCUUCUAAACAUACCUCCAGUUCCAGUUCGCAUCGUAGUAGUUCCACAUCUUAUAAAUCCAGUAGUCAUCGCUCUAGUAGUAGUAGUUCAAAAAGUUAUAGUUCCAAGGACAAGUCUUCCAAGGACAAGGAUAAACAUCACUCAUCCAAUUCAUCCAGUAAACAUAGCUCUAGUAAAAGUAAAACCGAUAAAGAACGAGAAAAAGAAAAGCAGAAGAAAGAUCAGGCAGAGAAGGAUAAAGCAACUCUAGAAAAAGUACAAGGUCAAGCACUGAGUUCCAAAUUGGGGAAAAUACCGAAGAAAAAAUCAGAAGAAGAAAAGUCCGGAGAUGCAGUCGUAAGAAAAUCGUCAACGGAUUCUCGAGAUAGUUCUAAAGAAAAUAAGACUGAUUCAAAGAAAAUUGUUUCGAUCCCAGAAAAAAAGAAUAUUUCUAUUUCUAUUGAGAGUAGGAAAAAUUCUCAGGAUUCUACAUCACGACCAAAGACUGUGAAAACAUUUAACUCUAAAUUUCGAUCAACAGGUCUGGAGGAAGAAGUAAAACCUCCUCCACCUAGAUCAGCAAAAAAACCAAAUCCUAUCAUUGAUAAGAAGGUUAUACCCCAAAAAUUACCUGUUUUAAAAAGGCCAUCUCCACUUAGAGAAGCUAUUCCAACAGCGGAUAAACGAGCGAAAUUAUCAUUGGACUCGCCAACAACUCCUCCAGGCGAAGAAAAGAAAGGAGGCAUCAAAUUGAUACCACCAAAACCAAAACCGAUGGUUUUGCAAGAAAGUGAUAUGUUUAUGGAUGCUUUGACUGCAUCGACGAAAAGUAAAGAACCGAGGAAGAGGAAGCGGAGAACAUCCAUCACGAAAGACGGUCCCACGGAAGCGAAGAAACAGGAAACUGCCAGUAGCGAUAAUCGUGAUGUUACACCUCCACCCACCUCACCACCAAGUGCCGAUGAAAAAUCACCUGUAGUUGUCAAGCCUAACUUUAAGUUUUACCAAGACACUUUGGAGACAGACGAAGAUAAGGAGCAAAAAGAGAAAGAGAAUUCGGACGACGAUGCUAAGAAAGAGAAAGAAGAAACGUCCGAUGAUCAAAAAGAAAAUAGAGUAUUUAAGGCGGACGUUGAUGAUGAUGGAAGCAACACACCUACACCGGACGACGAUGUAGAAGAAAAGACUUCCGAUUCUCCGGAGGAUACGUCUUCCAUGUCAGAUUCUACAAAGAAAGAGAAUGUCGGUGCUUAUCCUGAAAUACGAUAUGUCGAUGGACUGAGAAGCGUUUUAUUGCUUCAGAAACGUAAAGGGCCGAAAAAAGUGUUGAAAUGGAAAACGGACUUGGAAUCCGUACGUUACUUCGAGUUGGAUGAAACAGAAAGGGUGAACGUGACGAAAACGUUCACUGAUAUGAAACAAAUGGAAAAACAAAACGAGAGGGAAGCAUUCCAGAUGGCCAGAAAAUUAAGUAAUGAAGAUUUGAUGGAGGAAAGAACGAGGUGGAAACCUUUAAUUCCGAUCGAUCUACCUCCUGCCUUAGUAGAGCCCGGAAAAGACAGCAGGGAGAAAGAUAUUCAAUAUGCUCGGGAGAAAGGCAUUUUACAAGCGUUAUAUUUCAACCGAAGCAUGAUUCCAGACUCUGCAGCGGAGCCUGAUGAAGAGCGUCACCAUGUAUAUAGCGAACCCAAAAUCAUUCCUUUGGACGACCUCACAGGAAAUAAAGAAAGCGAGAAAGACUUUACUUCCAUGCCGUGGCCAGAACCAAAACCGCAGUUGCAACCUCAGACACCUCCAGUUUCAAACUUCCAUUAUUCCUCGUUCCCCCAUAAUCAACAGCCAGUAAUGGCGCCUAUGGGUCCUCAAGCAUCAAUGGGACCAAUGCCUCAAAUGUCUCAGCAAAUGAUGCCACCAUCUCACAUGGGCCCGUUAGGCCCAGAAAUGGGAGGUCCAAUGUCUGCCGGAGGAGGAGGUUGGAGAACUGGAGAUGGAAAAGUUGUUGUCCCUGAUGCUAUGGGAAUGAAUCCCAUGGGCAAUAUGCCAAAUGCAUUUCCACCGGGAAUGGAAGGUGGUCCAAUGGUACCGCCUGGAAUGUUAGGACCACCGCCUAUGUAUAAUCAACAACAAGAAGGUUAUGGUAUGAUGGGUCCGGAAGACAUGGGAUUCAAUAACAUGAAUCCAAAUAAUUUCCAAGGACCACCUGGUCCUUUGUACGGUCCUGGGCCUAACUUUCAAGGUCCCAGAGGUGGCGGCCCAAUGCACGGCAGAGGUAGAGGAGUUCCUGGACCUGGUUGGUACAGAGGUGGUGGGGGACCACCGGGGAGAGGAGGAUGGAGAGGAGGUGGCGGAUGGAGAGGAAGUGGAAAGCAGCCUCCCGUGUGCAGACAAUUUUCGAAAAAUGGUUACUGUCGGGUUGGUGAUAAAUGUCAGUAUCUUCAUCCCGGAGUGAACUGUCCACCGUUUUGAAAAUAGUUGAAGUGAUGAAAGGAUUUAUUGGAAUUUUCGUGGGUAGCAUAAUAUGAAUGUUCAUUCUACUUAAAGUGAACCAACGAGAAUGAAUAAAAAUCGUAUCGGAACGAGAUCGUAUGAAAAAUAUCAAAUUAUAUUCGACACAAGCUUAUAUUAGUCGAGGAAAUUGAUUAUAACGUGCAAUUUUCUAUUAAUUAUGCAAAGAAUCAGGCAGAUAAUAUGACAUUUAUACACGUAUAUUUUCUCAAGAUUGAAUGGUAUACAAUAACUUUCGAUUCUUUUGCAUCGUGUAAUAUGGAAAGUGAAUAUUACAAGAAAAAAAUUCCGUGAUAGGUUUAUUUUUUAUGAACAAUAUCGUGCAGAAUUUUAAUAUCGAAAGCUGCUUUGAAUUCGAAAUAAUAAUGAGAGAAAAACAAAUAGGUUCGUCGGCUGCUGGACGGCAAGAGGUUCCUACACAUUACUUUUUAUUAUAAUUUUAAACAGAUAUUUAAUGAAGUCUGAAAUGAUAUUAAAGAUACUUUUUAUUUAUCUGUUUUCUUAACAUAUUAAUAAUUGGAGUCUCGUAGAACAAAAUCUCGAUUGACAUGUCUUCCUUUUUCGUUCAUAAUUUACAGAGAGUAGCCACUGCCGAAAAUAUGGUUGAAGUAAUUAUAAUAAAAACUAAAAUGUACGGGAUCGUCGUAGAUUUUAAUCUUAUUGGCAUGACGAGUGAUGAUUUCAAAGUGUAUGACGCUAUAAUGAGCAGAAAGUGCAAAUUCCAAUUUAAGAAGCAUUUGUCUUUCAGAUUGCCACAUGGGUGUCUAAUCGCUUUCUACUAAUGAAUAUAUGUAUGUAAUUAAAAUACUGUUGAAAUGAAUCGAGGGUAAUAUACAACGGAAUAUUGUAACACCAAAAGUUCAAAUAAUAAGUUAAAUAACUUUUUAUUAAAUUAAGAUAUCUUACAUUUAGUCGUGUAUGUAGAUCGAUUGUAAAUAUUAUAAUUGUACCAUUUUGUAUAAAAUCUCGCUAGCUCUAAUAACAAGAGACUGUUUUAGGCUUAAAUAAUAUGUAAUAAUAUAAAAGAAAGCAAGUUUUUAGUAAAGACGUGUAUGUAUAAUUUGAAAUAGUGAAGUGCAAAACGAUCGGAUGUUUGUAGAAUACCUUUUCACGUGUGAAGUUGAACAUGUAUUCGACAAACGUGAUCGCUAGCAUACUAUUGUAUUAAAUAUUUUUUACGAAUUAAAGGUAGUGGUUAUUUUUUUGUA
This is a messenger RNA of Megachile rotundata (alfalfa leafcutting bee), 5841 nucleotides long. RefSeq names its product Phosphatase 1 nuclear targeting subunit (gene PNUTS). NCBI's taxonomy places the organism in Eukaryota, Metazoa, Arthropoda, Insecta, Hymenoptera, Megachilidae. Gene Ontology annotation, molecular function: metal ion binding; protein phosphatase 1 binding. The record is from RefSeq and is a predicted model, not a curated record. Gene Ontology annotation, cellular component: chromatin; PTW/PP1 phosphatase complex.